Odontomachus brunneus is the source of this 1007-nucleotide messenger RNA. RefSeq names its product cytochrome b5-like. Bases 44 to 415 code for a protein of 123 amino acids. The transcript is spliced from 4 exons. The record is from RefSeq and is a predicted model, not a curated record. Gene Ontology annotation, cellular component: membrane; intracellular membrane-bounded organelle. NCBI's taxonomy places the organism in Eukaryota, Metazoa, Arthropoda, Insecta, Hymenoptera, Formicidae. Gene Ontology annotation, molecular function: heme binding.
UUGAGUAGACUUCUCUCUGUUUGCCGCGUGACUCUCUCGAAACAUGAACGAUUCGUCGAUACGUUACUCGCUCGCGGAUGUCGCCAAGUGUAACGGCAAGAACGGAGCGAAAACCUGGGUCGUAAUCUACGAUAACGUUUACGAUGUGACGGAUUACUUGGACCAGCAUCCCGGUGGUGCGGAUUUACUUGAUGAGUACGCGGGGAGAGAUGCCACGAGCGAAUUCGACGAGUUCGGUCACUCCUCAGACGCUAAGAAGUUAAUGAAAAAGUUUCUACUUGGCGAACUAAAAGACGAAGAUAAACGGGCUAAUCGAAAGAAGAAGCACGUUUUUAACGGAACGAAAGCGGAAGAGGCAAGCAGGCAAAAACGAAGAGGUCUUUUGGCAAUUCUCUGCGGCAAAUGUACGUCUUGAAGAGCCUCGUCGCGCGAUCGUCGUUUUUAAGUAUGUUAUCGGUAAAAUUUUAUUUAUUACGUCAUUUUACCUUCGCACAUUUUUUUUAUAUUUAUGUAACGUGCCGCAACAAACACACACACACAUGUAAUGGCAUAUGUGCUACUGAUAAAAAUCGAAAUUGAAAGUAAAUGCCCGCUUAUCGCUUAUGUGUGUACGCGAUAUGUACGGGGAAUCCUGGGCGCAAAGGAGGAAAACCAAUUACGUCCGCGAAUACAAAUGAGUCAUGUGUCGUCAACGCUUAUCGCAUUGUCAGAUAAUGACGUAAGAGACCAGUGACUCGCUUGCUUCUCGGUGCAAUUUUCAUCUCGCGAGCGAGGUUUUGCGAAUGUCAGCUAGUACUUCCAGUUUUUUCUUUAACCUUUCGCGUGUGUGAACGCAUGUAUGUGUUCGGCAAGUGUUAUCGAUGUGGACUAUGGACACAUAAAUUAGCCCGAAGAAUUUCUUCGGCUUAUACUCUCGACACAAGCAACAGCUACUAAUUGCGAUGGCACUUGUCUUUAUGUUCUUUUAUUUUAGCGACGAUAGUAAAUAAUAUUCAUUUGUCCAUUGA